Molecule: messenger RNA, 1185 nt
Organism: Orbilia oligospora ATCC 24927
Lineage: Eukaryota; Fungi; Ascomycota; Orbiliomycetes; Orbiliales; Orbiliaceae
Exons: 1
Coding region: 1-1185 (394 amino acids)
Source: RefSeq, a predicted model, not a curated record
AUGGUUAGGGCGAGAACGAUUUUCCUUAUCCUUGCUGGAGGUAUUGCUUGCAGCGGAAUAGUAGCCCUUUGUGCUGUAUUUGGUGGUCAAACCGGGAAGAAAGAUGUUGUGCCUAAUGCACCUCCUUUGAAGAGCAUGAUGAUCCCUGGUGGCGGUAUCGCAGGGAUUUUUCCGGGAGACAAAAUUUUCGGAGAAGAUGGGUCUUUGAAGGGUGGGCCGAAAUUCGAAGAGAGUAUCAUUGUUAAGGAUGGGGUGACGAGGACUUCCACGGGGACUCGGAUCAUAGUGUCUACGAAUACGGCUAUGGCUUCGGCUAGGAAAGGGGAAACGUCGUCUAGUUAUAGACAUAGGUACAUACCGACGACUUUGGAAAAGGUCAUUAGAUCUUCUACGACGACGGAUGCUGCGCUAUCUGAAACCCCUACGCUAACUAAUGUUCUGGAACAUGAUGUUACUGAAUCUCAACCGGCUGUAAAAUCUACCUCUGAAGCCGUAACCGCCACCGAAGCACCCCAAAAAUCUCGAGAAGCACCUGAAGAAGAGCCCCAAGAAACAAGCCGAGAGAUGCCUAAGGGAGAACCUCAGAAAACGGGUCAGGGAGCACUCGAGAAAGAACCGCAGGAGACAUCUCGGGCCGAUACACCUAAGGGGGCACCUCAAAAAGCACCAAAGAAAAAACCACAAAAAGGGACUAAGGAGGAACUACAAGAUCCCCACGAGAAAUCCCAUGUACCAUCUGAGGGGGUAUUCCAAGAAGAGCCUCAAAUGAUACCUCAAGAGGUGCCUAAGGAGUCAAGUCAAGAGGUACCUCACGGUGAACAAGAGGUGGACUAUUUACCAGAUGAAGAAACAAUGACGGCCCCCAAAGUUAAUCCGGAAGACCUAGAGGAUGUGGAAUCCCAACCCGAACUGGAGCCCGCUGGGCUUCAAUCUAAGACAGAACCCGAAUAUGAUCAAAAACCUGUGGAAGAAUCAACUACAGAGUUGGAACCAGGUCUAGAAGAAGAAGAUCCAGUACUCGCCGAUGCCCGGAAGGGGGCUUCCAAGGGACCCCAGCCCUAUAUUCUUGGAACGACAGAACCGAUUACGAAUGAUGACGAAAUUAUUCCGAAUUAUUUUACCAAAGAAAAGGGAAGAAAGUCAAGCCAGGAGAUGGAAGAGCUUAAAAACGAUAUCGUAUUCUAA